AUGUCGUUGACAGCAUGCGUUCCUGAUGGCUCAGAAUCAACUUUUGGAGAUACAGACAUGUCCUUCCUUCUGAUCACAGAAUUACCCCAGGGUGAGGAAAGGGGGCCGCAAACCAGCGAUAACCAUGAGGAGAUCAAAGUCAUUGAUGAUCAAAUACAGAAGUGGUCGAAAGGUAAGGACGGCAACAUCCGCUCCCUGUUGUCAACUUUACAUUAUGUUCUUUGGUCUGGAAGUGGGUGGAAGCCUGUGCCUCUUGUUGAUAUAAUUGAAGGAAAUGCAGUGAAAAGAACAUAUCAAAAGGCCUUACUCUAUCUACACCCUGAUAAACUACAACAGAAAGGUGCUACCUGGCAUCAAAAAUACAUCGCAGAAAAAGUUUUCGAUAUUUUGCAGGUGUUUCGUUUGUACGGUGUGCUGCUGUGUAUUGGAGACACAUCAUCUUUGGUUUUGUAUCAUAUUUGA
Dovyalis caffra is the source of this 462-nucleotide messenger RNA. The record is from the annotation of a GenBank genome assembly. NCBI's taxonomy places the organism in Eukaryota, Viridiplantae, Streptophyta, Magnoliopsida, Malpighiales, Salicaceae.